Molecule: messenger RNA, 1148 nt
Organism: Zymoseptoria tritici IPO323
Lineage: Eukaryota; Fungi; Ascomycota; Dothideomycetes; Mycosphaerellales; Mycosphaerellaceae
Exons: 2
Coding region: 48-1148 (366 amino acids)
Biological process (GO): regulation of DNA-templated transcription
Molecular function (GO): zinc ion binding; DNA-binding transcription factor activity, RNA polymerase II-specific
Source: RefSeq, a predicted model, not a curated record
UCCAUCUGUACCUCAACUCCAGACGACAAUCCUUCCACAACAUUGCAAUGUCACACCGCGGCCAACUCCAUUGCAUGAACACGGUCUCGUACCACUCACACACAAUGGCACCCAGCGCACAUUCACCCGCGACAAAGCUGGGUCACAUCUCUCGAACUGCUUCGCAAGAUUCAACGACCGAUGGCAUUCGGAAGCGUGUCUGCAAGGCUUGUGAUCGAUGCCGUCUCAAGAAGAGCAAGUGCGAUGGUUCAAGCCCUUGCUCGAGAUGUCGGACCGACAACGCCAUCUGUGUUUUUGGCGAGCGCAAAAAGUCCAACGACAAGGUCUACCCGAAAGGCUACGUCGAGAUGCUUGAGCAGCAGCAGGCUCAGCUGGUUUCUGGUCUCCAAGAAAUUUACAGGCGCAUGCAAGCCGCCGGAGCCUGGACGGGAUCUACGCUCAGCGAGAGCGACAACGGCCAGCCACUUACCCACGACAUCCUGAAAGCCCUUGGUCUGCUGGAGUCGAAGAACGACGGAUCUGGCGAUGUGGAAAUGUUCGAAGAGGACCCUUCGCAAUUGCAGUCUCGUUUGAUCUCUGAAGGCGCCGGCUUUGCUGCAAGGCGUGGCAGCUUGAGCUCCGAGUCCGAACACAGCCAACACGAAGCGUAUCAGUCGAAACGACAAUCGGCUACCUACAGCUCAUACGACGCCAAGCCACAACUUUUUCGCGACAACUUUCACUUCAGCGGCCCAAACUCGCCUACCGAACAACAGAGUCCAAGAUCCAAUCCGCGACUCUCUCAGCAUCAAUCGCAGCACUCACCCGUCCGCACGAGCUCUCCACUCUCGCAUGAUCCACAAUUGUAUCACGCAGAGUGGGCAUAUCCAAGCCAGCACGCUCAGCAGAACACCAUCCAAUCGACGUACAUGAUCCAGUCACCAACAACCUACGAGGAGCCAGCCAACGAGAAGAUGUCCAACAUGCCAUUUGGUGGAUGGGACCCGACCUCUUCUUACGAUAUGAGCAUGGGAGGUCUUCCUCUGUACCAACAUGCACUAUCCCAAGGUUACCUGCCGAAGGUGCAUCAGGACAUCAGCCUUGGCAUGACUCCUUUGGAUCCCAUGAUCGACCUCGAGUUCAGCCAAUUCGUGCAGGUUUCAUCAUAG